AUGUACAAACCAUUCGCGCUGUUCCUCGUCGCCGCGCUGCUGUUGGCCGCAAAUAACUUGACAGAGGCCGCUGAGAAGAAAAGCCCGUUCGACGCACUAAUGGAGAUGGUCAACGGGUUCAAGGCGCAAAAGCCCGAGCUCGAGAAGGGAUGCGCUGAGGACAAUAAGACCGAAGUGUGCCACAAACUCUUCAACAAAAUCGACGACAUGACGGAAACCGCCGCCCCGGAUGAGAAUCCCUUCCACGAGUUCCUCGACGUCACCAAGGAGUACCAGGAGCACAAAGCGGAAGUGGAGAAGGAGUGCUUGGAGAAGAAUACGAAAGAAAACUGCAAUAAGGCCUUCGCCACCGUCGACGAGAUGAUCAAGCUGGUCAACGAGACGACGGAAAUCUACCAGAAGCUGAUCAAGCUCACCAAGGAGCUUCAGAAU
Molecule: messenger RNA, 432 nt
Organism: Mesorhabditis spiculigera
Lineage: Eukaryota; Metazoa; Nematoda; Chromadorea; Rhabditida; Rhabditidae
Source: the annotation of a GenBank genome assembly